Messenger RNA from Clunio marinus, 285 nucleotides. The record is from the annotation of a GenBank genome assembly. NCBI's taxonomy places the organism in Eukaryota, Metazoa, Arthropoda, Insecta, Diptera, Chironomidae.
AUGAGAGUGCUUGGUGGUAAACAUGUGAUAAGUAAAAAGCCUCAAAUCAGUGCUGGCACAUUUCAAAAAAUGUUCAAUUUAUUACAAAUAUCAUUCAACGUCACUGCUUUAAUUUCAUUGCCAAUUUUUUUCACUGCUGCCGCGCUUCAAUUUCGAAUUUUUUUAUACUUUGCGCCUAAAUCUCCGCUUUUGCAUUUCCAGUUUUUGCCGCAUUUUUGUUGUGUCGUUGAACUAACAAGAGCUGUCGCGUUUGUGAUGAUUAGAAAUUCAAGACAGCAAAAGUGA